Molecule: messenger RNA, 2823 nt
Organism: Acipenser ruthenus (sterlet)
Lineage: Eukaryota; Metazoa; Chordata; Actinopteri; Acipenseriformes; Acipenseridae
Product: elongation factor 2
Exons: 15
Coding region: 147-2729 (860 amino acids)
Biological process (GO): translational elongation
Cellular component (GO): cytosol; ribonucleoprotein complex
Molecular function (GO): GTP binding; ribosome binding; GTPase activity
Source: RefSeq, a predicted model, not a curated record
ACAGCGUACUGGGUGCUGCAGCAUAAGCAUACUCCCGUCAUUCUCUCACUCUCAGUCCCACCUCCACUCCUCUAGUACCAUAGAGGUGCAAUUAUUUCUACUUAACUGCGGCGGCCGAGGUGCGAAUUCGGCACCGAUCGUUCAAAAUGGUGAACUUCACGGUCGAGCAGAUCAGGGCGAUCAUGGACAAGAAGUCCAACAUCAGGAACAUGUCUGUGAUCGCUCACGUGGAUCACGGCAAGUCCACACUGACAGACUCCCUGGUGUGUAAAGCAGGCAUCAUCGCCUCCGCACGGGCUGGGGAGACGAGGUUCACAGACACACGCAAAGACGAGCAGGAGCGCUGCAUCACCAUUAAAUCCACAGCAAUCUCCCUGUAUUACGAGCUAUCGGAAAACGACAUGGCCUUCAUCAAGCAGAGCAAGGACGGCUGCGGCUUCCUCAUCAACCUCAUCGACUCCCCCGGGCACGUGGACUUCUCCUCCGAGGUGACGGCUGCUCUGAGAGUCACCGACGGAGCCCUGGUGGUGGUGGACUGUGUGUCAGGGGUGUGUGUGCAGACAGAGACAGUGCUGCGGCAGGCCAUCGCUGAGCGGAUCAAGCCGGUUCUGAUGAUGAAUAAGAUGGACCGGGCCCUGCUGGAGCUGCAGCUGGAGCCGGACGCGCUCUUCCAGACGUUCCAGCGCAUCGUGGAGAAUGUGAACGUCGUCAUCUCCACCUACGGGGAGGGCGAGGCCGGGCCCAUGGGCAACAUCAUGGUGGAUCCGGUCAUUGGUACCGUGGGGUUUGGGUCGGGGCUGCACGGCUGGGCCUUCACUCUGAAGCAGUUUGCUGAGAUGUACGUGGCCAAGUUCACUGCCAAGGGAGACAAGGGGUCCCAGCUCCCCCCCACAGACAGAGCCAAGAAAGUAGAGGACAUGAUGAAGAAACUGUGGGGAGACAAGUACUUUGACCCAGCCGCUGGGAAAUUCAGCAAGACCUCCACCAAUGCAGAAGGCAAGAAGCUGCCCCGCACCUUCUGCCAGCUAAUCCUGGAUCCCAUCUUCAAGGUCUUCGAUGCAAUCAUGAACUUCAAGAAGGAGGAGACUGCCAAGCUCAUCGAGAAACUGGACAUCAAGCUGGAUGCUGAGGACAGGGAGAAAGAGGGCAAGCCGCUGCUCAAGGCUGUGAUGCGUCGCUGGCUUCCUGCUGGAGAGGCUCUGCUCCAGAUGAUCACCAUCCACCUGCCCUCCCCGGUCACUGCUCAGAGGUACCGCUGUGAGCUGCUGUAUGAGGGACCCGGGGAUGAUGAGGCUGCCAUGGGUGUGAAGAACUGUGACCCCAAGGCCCCUCUCAUGAUGUACAUCUCAAAGAUGGUCCCCACGACCGAUAAGGGCCGCUUCUACGCCUUCGGGCGCGUCUUCUCGGGGAUCGUCGCCACAGGACAGAAGGUGCGCAUCAUGGGCCCAAACUACACCCCCGGCAAAAAGGAAGACCUGUACCUGAAACCUAUCCAGAGGACUAUUCUAAUGAUGGGGCGAUAUGUGGAGCCCAUCGAGGACGUGCCGUGUGGUAACAUCGUGGGUCUGGUGGGCGUGGAUCAGUACCUGGUGAAGACCGGCACCAUCUCCACCUUCGAGCACGCCCACAACAUGAGGGUGAUGAAGUUCAGUGUGAGCCCUGUGGUGCGUGUGGCUGUGGAGGCGAAGAACCCGGCUGACCUGCCCAAAUUAGUGGAGGGGCUGAAGAGACUCGCCAAGUCAGACCCCAUGGUCCAGUGCAUCAUUGAGGAGUCUGGGGAACACAUUGUGGCCGGGGCUGGGGAACUGCAUCUGGAAAUCUGCCUGAAGGAUCUGGAGGAAGACCACGCCUGCAUCCCGCUGAAGAAAUCAGACCCGGUGGUGUCGUACCGCGAGACGGUGAGCGAGGAGUCGGACCAGGUGUGCCUGUCCAAGUCCCCCAACAAGCACAACCGCCUGUACAUGAAGGCUCGCCCCUUCCCAGACGGGCUGGCCGAGGACAUUGACAAGGGAGAUGUGAGCGCGCGGCAGGAGCUGAAAACCCGCGGCAGAUACCUGGCAGAGAAGUACGAGUGGGACGUAUCCGAGGCACGCAAGAUCUGGUGCAUGGGGCCUGACGGGAACGGACCCAACAUCCUGCUGGACGUGACCAAGGGGGUGCAGUACCUCAACGAGAUCAAGGACAGCGUGGUGGCCGGCUUCCAGUGGGCAACCAAGGAGGGCGUGCUCUGUGAAGAGAACAUGCGUGCCGUGCGCUUUGAUAUCCAAGAUGUGACUCUGCAUGCCGAUGCAAUCCACCGUGGGGGUGGCCAGAUCAUCCCUACAGCCCGUAGAGUGUUGUAUGCAUCGGCGAUCACCGCGCAGCCACGACUCAUGGAGCCCAUCUACCUAGUGGAGAUACAGUGUCCGGAGCAGGUGGUGGGAGGGAUCUACGGUGUGCUGAACAGGAAGCGUGGUCACGUGUUUGAGGAGUGUCAGGUUACAGGGACACCCAUGUUCAUCGUCAAAGCGUACCUGCCUGUGAACGAGUCUUUCGGUUUCACAGCGGACUUGAGGUCCAACACUGGAGGCCAGGCCUUCCCACAGUGCAUCUUCAACCACUGGCAGAUCCUCCCUGGAGACCCCUUCGAUCCCAAAAGCCGGCCCUACCAGGUGGUAGCAGAGACCCGCAAGCGCAAGGGGCUGAAGGAGGGCAUCCCUGCCCUGGACAACUUCCUCGACAAACUCUGAACACGCCUGCAUCUGUCACUUGUCAUGCACUUCAGCAUUGUAAAAUCACUUAAAAAAAAAAAAAAAAAAGUAUAAUAAAAAAGACAAAACGUAA